Molecule: messenger RNA, 1365 nt
Organism: Ostreococcus tauri
Lineage: Eukaryota; Viridiplantae; Chlorophyta; Mamiellophyceae; Mamiellales; Bathycoccaceae
Product: unnamed product
Exons: 1
Coding region: 1-1365 (454 amino acids)
Source: RefSeq, a predicted model, not a curated record
AUGCGCGCCGUCGACGCGCCCGCGCGCGCCUUCACGUCACCCACGCGCGCGUGCGCGCGACGCCGCGACCGCGCGCGCGGGCGCGUCGCGCCGAAACGCUCGCUCAAAGUCACCGCUGUCGACGUCGACGCUCGAGCGACGAUCGCAACCAUGUACGAUCGUAUCAACGCCCGUGACGUCGCCGGCGCGCUCGAGUGCGUCGCCGAGGACGUCGUGUACGAGGAUUUUAACUUUCCCGAGCCGUUCGUCGGUAAGGCGGCCGUGAGGGCGCUGUUCGAGGAAUCGUGCUCGGGGAUACCGGAUGACUUGGCGUUCGUCGUCGACGAGUGGACGAGCGGGAGCGGUGCGAGCGUCGGGUGCACGUGGCACGUAGAGAUUAUGGGUGAAGCGUUCCCGAACGCGCGAGGGUGCUCGCUGUACCGGGUGAACGGUGAUGGGAAGCUGACGUACGCGCGGGACGUGGUGGAGUCGCCGGCGAAGCUGGGCGAGGCGUCGUUUUCAAUCAUACGCGCGGUGGCGCCGCUGGUGAAGAAGCGGAUCGCGGCGAAGAAGGGCGUGAAGUUGGAGGAACCGGCUGCGAGCGGUGGCGGCGGCGGUGGCGAGGGUAACGUCGCGGCGAGCGUCGCGUUCGCCCUCGGCGCGGCGGCGUAUUGGUACGUGUUGCUCCUGUCCCCGAGCGAUAAUCCCAUUCCGGGGGAUCCUGCGUACGCCAUCAAGCCAGAGACGCUGCAGGAAGUCAUCGCCUCGAGCACGGACUUUUUCUACGUCCUGCCGUUGCUGAAUAAGUUCGGGAUCGAUCUUUUGGGGGGCGCCCCGUACGUCAAUCCGGUGUCGCUCGGUUUGUUCAACUUCGCCGAGGCGUUCAUCUUCAUGCUCUAUCCGCUGUAUUGCAUGGAUAAGCGCGGACGGGAUCUUCCGGCUCUUAAAUUGUGGUCCAUUGGAAUGUUCCUCACGAAUGCCGUUUUGCUGCCGUACAUGUCCAUUCGAGCGAAGACGCCGGUGAGCGCGAAUUGGGCGCCAGACGAGACGGCAAGCGGUUGGGGCGAGACGGAGACGCAAGGCGGCCGAAAAGGAUUGAUGAGUAAGGUCUUCGGCGGUACCGGUCUCGGCGUUGGGUUCCUGUCGAUUUACUGGCUCUUGCUCGAAGAUAGCACCGCGGGUGGCUUGGCGGAGCGACUGGCCUACUUUGACGAGCUCAUGAAAUCGAGUCGCCUUAGCAUCGCGUUCAUGGUGGAUAUCGCGCUCGCGGCGGCUUGGCAGGCUUAUUUCAUGAAAUCGAUCUCGCAGUCUUCCGGGAAAGACUGCGGAAGUUUGGCGUACAUUCCAUACUGGGGACUUUGCGUGUGGCUCUUGCAAGAUGACUAA